Molecule: messenger RNA, 3082 nt
Organism: Rhopalosiphum maidis (corn leaf aphid)
Lineage: Eukaryota; Metazoa; Arthropoda; Insecta; Hemiptera; Aphididae
Gene: Pka-R2
Product: cAMP-dependent protein kinase type II regulatory subunit
Exons: 9
Coding region: 282-1436 (384 amino acids)
Biological process (GO): regulation of protein phosphorylation
Cellular component (GO): cAMP-dependent protein kinase complex
Molecular function (GO): cAMP-dependent protein kinase regulator activity
Source: RefSeq, a predicted model, not a curated record
UGUGUGUGCGCGCGCCUGCCCGUGUGUGCGCGCGUAUAUUUGGUAGUGCGUGUGCGUGUGUGUGUGUGUUUGUGUUUGUGUUUGUGUGUGUGUGUGUGUGUGUGUGUGUGUUUGUGUGCGCGUUAUCUUCCGUGUGCCGUUAGUGUCGUAAUAUUGUAGCUGCGGGCCCAGCGAUCGCAUCGCCGCCUCCGCCAACGCCGCCGAACGGUCGACCCGACCAAGAGAUUCGUCGAACCGACCGACGACAUUAAUUGUCACAUCGUGUCGUGGAACGAAUAAGGAUGAGUACCAACAGCGAUAACGCCGCUAGGCUGAACGUGCCGGAUGAGUUGAGAGAAUUGCUGCUCGACUUCACGAUCGGUUACUUGCUCGAGCAGCCCAACAAUCUCAUCGACUAUGGCAUAGAGUUCUUCGAAAAACUCAAGAACACCAAGUCGUCCUCCAGCACAAAGCAGCAGACCGCUGGAGAUUUUAGCGACGAAGACGACGCUUCAGACAUAGAAGCUCCACCAACACGUUAUAGUUCUAGACGUAAAUCAGUUUUUGCAGAAACAUAUAAUCCAGAAGAAGAUGAAGAAGAAGAGGGACCAAAUGUUGUAUUUCCUAAAUCUGAUGAUCAACGUCAAGCACUUGCAGCUAGUGUUAAAAAUAUAUUCAUAUUCAGGGCCUUGGAUCCUGAACAAAUGAACAAUGUGAUUGAUGCAAUGUUUGAUCGCGAGGUGCAUGCUGGAGAUGAUAUUAUUAAACAGGGUGAUGAUGGUGAUAACUUUUAUGUUAUCGAUAGAGGUACAUUUGAAGCUUAUGUCACGGAUGCAGAUGGAAAUGACCGUUUGGUGCAUACAUAUGAACAUAAAGGUAGUUUUGGAGAACUUGCAUUACUUUAUAACAUGCCUCGAGCAGCAACUAUUAAAGCAAAGUCAGAUGGCCUUCUGUGGGCUAUGGAUCGUCAGAUAUUUAGACGUAUUGUAUUGAAGAGUGCAUUUAAAAAACGUAAAAUGUAUGAAGAGCUCAUUGAAGUGGUUCCUAUGUUAAAAACAUUACAAUCAUAUGAGCGCAUGAAUUUGGCUGACGCUCUAGUCCCUAAAUACUACCAAGACAAAGAUUGCAUUAUAAAUCAAGGUGAUCCGGGUGAUGGCAUGUAUUUUGUAGAGGAAGGCAUUGUUAAUGUAUUAGUAACCAGUGAAACUGGUGAACAAAUUAAGGUUAAUCAAAUAGAAAAAGGUGGUUAUUUUGGUGAACUGGCUCUUGUCACACAUAAAGGUCGUGCUGCGUCAGUGUUUGCUGAAGGCAAAGUCAAACUAGCAUUUUUGGACGUUGAUGCAUUUGAACGUUUGCUGGGUCCAUGCAUGAACAUAAUGCAACGGAAUAUCGAGGACUAUGAAAAUCAACUGGUGAAAAUCUUUGGCUCCAAGCAAAAUAUGACUGAUGUCCGAUGAAUGGUUAACGUUUGACCGGUCGCUACGAUUGUGUUGUACAUCCAUUGACCAUUUGUAGUUGUAUUUUUUCUUAUCCUAACGAUGUUUGGUAAAUCAUUAUUUAUUAUUUUUCUUAAUUUACCAUUAGAAAAUAUUAUAUAUGAAUAUAAUUUAAACUUUAGAUACAGUUUCAUAAUACAAACAAUUACAAUCAAACAAAUUGACAUCCCUUUUUGUAUACAUAACGUGUAUAUAAUAUAAUAUAUAAUAAUUAUAUUGAUAUGAUAAUCUUUUUGAACAACUACAUCAUAACCUAAGAUAUAAACGACUGUAUUACUUCAAUUUUAUUGUGCGCUUUGAUAUGAAUGUUAGUUGCGUGAUGACAUGUAUAUUAUAUAAUACGAAGAUGAUUAAUACUAAUAUAUCUACAAGAGCUGUAUUUUUAGUCGUACAUUUUAGGUUUCAAAACGAUAUAAUACUAUGAUAAAUACUAUUGUUACUUCGCGGUGUUAUUAUUAUCACGAGGAAUGAUGAACACAAUUUGGUUUUUCAAUUUACUUUGUUCAAAUGUCUAUCUGGGGUAAAGUUUUCUAUUCUUUAUAUAAUAUAAUAAUAAUUACAAUGCAGUACGAGAGUAUUUGAUUAUUAGAAUUUAAGCAGAUUCUAUCUCAUCUCGACCAAUAAACUUUAUUUAAGGCGAACUUCGUUUAAUUGUUAGGUCGUUCAAUAUAAAAACUAGACAUACGUUGCCGAAUCGUUUCUCUUUUAUAUUACACAACAAAAAUCGUAUGCUGUAUCCGAUUGAUCGUGCGUUGAGUAGUUAAAAUAACUUUGGGAUUUCGGGCGAGCCACAGCUCUUAGACAGACUACAUGUUUUAAUGUAAUUUUCCACUGACAUUAAGUUACCUUUUUUUUAACCUCAAAUGUUUGUCGCGAUGUUCACAAUUUUUCAAUUUGUUUUUAUUUAUCUCUUGCUAGUAACGAACCACAAAAACUCCUGAAACACGCUCCCGAACGUAAUUUCACAUUGUAUGAGAAAUAUGUACCUAUAUGUAAUGCCACGACAUUAAUCUUUGUGCUACUCCACCACCUUAAACGGAUUUUGUGUAAUUCAAUUAUAAACAUGUAUGCCUCGCUUUUUUCUUUUUAAUAUUAAAAAACAUUCGGUGACGGAAUGAUUCCAAGAUGACUGCCCUGUAAUAACCCUGUUAGAGAUAAAAUGCCGUUUUAAAAACUAUAACCGUGUACCAAAACACCUCUAGGCCAUAAUCAACUAACCCCAAUAAUAUUAUUUUAUUUAGGCGGUAGGUGAUAAAAAUUUAACAAAAAUAGCCAUAUAAUAAUAUAUAUAUAUAUAUACCUAUGAAGACUUAAUUUAGAUGUUUAAUUCAUAAUGUUAGAGUCACAAUUAUUAUGAUUAAUAAUUAUAAUAUAAUAAUAAUGUUUUAUAUAAUAUAUAAUAUCCGGGUGCAAUAAAUGUAUAGGUUUUACAUUUAUCUAUACAUUAUUAUUUAUAGGUAACCCAAUAAUUUUGUUUUUGUUUUGUGUUUUAUGUUUGUUUUUAUUUUGUCUUACUCUAGUUGUUAUUUAACACACCCAUCGUAUUAGGCACGUAAAAUAUUGUAUCGUAGUAAUUGUUUUUUUUCUAUCGUAUUAGUGAAAUAAUA